Melospiza melodia melodia is the source of this 7055-nucleotide messenger RNA. RefSeq names its product exostosin like glycosyltransferase 3 (gene EXTL3). Gene Ontology annotation, molecular function: glycosyltransferase activity. Gene Ontology annotation, cellular component: membrane. NCBI's taxonomy places the organism in Eukaryota, Metazoa, Chordata, Aves, Passeriformes, Passerellidae. The transcript has 9 exons. The record is from RefSeq and is a predicted model, not a curated record. The coding region runs from base 1182 to 3941 and encodes 919 amino acids.
CCACUUCGGCAACUUCCGCCGGUUCGGUCGGAAAUGGCCGAAGACGUGCGAGACCCAGCGGUUUAAGGGGAGAAGACCGGCCGGCUUCUCGGAAUAAACCAACUGUGUCCGGCCCGUGGGGGGGGGAGCAGGGGAGGGCGGACAGAGCGGGAAGACGAGGCAGCGGCUAUGGCUCCCCCCCCAGCCACUAGCGGCUCUGCCGGGAGGGCGAAGUGAGGGCGCCGAGAGGCUCCAGACAGAUGAGUAGAGAGCUGGCUGCAGAAGAGGGACAGAUUCCAGCUUGCCAGCUGCUCACCGUGUACAGAGGGAAACCCUUGAGAUCAGCGCUGGGAGGAAGAAGAGAGGUGGAGGAGGAGUCGAUGUGGGAUGUGGGACAGGUCUGAGCCAAGGAGCUGAGGGACAGCAGGAGAAUGCUCAGCAACCUGAAUAUCCACACAGGAGAAUACUCAGUAACCUGAAUAUCCACACAGGAGGAUACUCAGCAACCUGAAUAUCCACACAGGAGGAUAUUCAGAAGCCUUGCUGCUGUCAGGGUAACCAGCAUCUGCCCAGGAUGGUUUCAGAAGACAAAUCCAUGAGGUUCAGUUUGCCCACAGCACAUCUUCCUGCCCUUCAUGGGAAUGGAUUCCAGGAGGAUCCGCUCCAUCCAUCCCUGCCCACAGCCUUCAGCUGGCAGCAAGGCGUUGCUGUCCUCUUUAUGCCAGGAAUGGCAGAGCAUCACCCUCCCAGCAGCGAUGAGAGAGACUGACAGUGCUACGAGUCCCUUCUGGCUCCGUCUGCCCGACGGCUGCUGCCGCUGCAUAUUCAUCGGAUGGUAAUGCGCGAUGUCGGCAGCAGUGGUAGAGUUUGGCUCGGUCCCGCUGCGUUUUUCUCCUGCCAGUUGUGACUCUGGAUCACCAUGACAACGCUGUGACACUUCCAGCAAAGGUUGCCCACGGACCAAGGGUGGGCUGGGGGUGGGCGAGAAGGUCAAUGAUCGAGUCUGACGGGGUCAGGAGUUGCACCUGCAGCAAAACGACCGUGGAAGAGCCGCCGGCACGGCAAGAAGAUGAAAUUCCCCUUCCAUUGGCUUCUUGUUGAGCAGGCACAAUAACAUUUCCCUUGGAGAGACUCGCUGUAAAAACUCUUUUGGUUAUGGCUACUGAUCCGACGUGAUUGCGCGCGCGGCGACUUUGGAACUCAUGACUGGCUAUACGAUGUUGCGCAAUGGGGGAGUGGGGAACGGAGGCCAGCCGUGGGUGUUGAGGUGGUCCAGUCGGAUCCGGCUCACCUGGCUUAGCUUCACCCUCUUCGUCAUCCUCGUUUUCUUCCCCCUCAUCGCCCACUACUACCUGACCACCAUCGACGACGCGGACGAUGCCGGCAAGCGCAUCUUCGGCCCGCGCACCGGCAACGAGCUGUGCGAGGUGAAGCACGUGCAGGACCUGUGCCGCAUCCGCGAGUCGGUCAGCGAGGAGCUGCUCCAGCUCGAGGCCAAGCGGCAGGAGCUCAACAGCGAGAUCGCCAAGCUCAACCUGAAGAUCGAGGCCUGCAAGAAGAGCAUUGAAAAUGCCAAGCAGGACCUGCUGCAGCUGAAGAACGUCAUCAGUCAGACUGAGCAUUCCUACAAAGAGCUGAUGGCUCAGAACCAGCCCAAGCUCUCCUUGCCCAUCCGGCUGCUGCCAGACAAGGACGACGCCACCUUCCCCCUGCCGAAAUCCAACAGGAACUGCAGGCUGCACAACUGCUUUGACUACUCGCGCUGCCCGCUGACGUCUGGCUUUCCAGUCUAUGUCUACAACAGUGACGAUUACCCUUUUGGUAGUUCCUUAGACCCUUUAAUUAAACAGGCCUUUGAGGCGACUGUCAGAACUAAUGUUUAUGUUACUGAAAAUGCAAAUAUUGCUUGUGUGUAUAUAAUUUUAGUGGGGGAAAUGCAAGAGCCCGUAAUGCCAAAACCUACUGAACUAGAGCAACAGUUGCACUCUUUGCCAUAUUGGAGGACUGAUGGACACAACCAUCUCAUCAUCAAUCUAUCGAGGAAGUCGGAAACUCAGAACUUCAUUUACAACAUCAGCACGGGGCGCGCCAUGAUCGCCCAGUCCACCUUUUACGACGCCCAGUAUCGACCGGGCUUUGACAUCGUGGUGUCACCUCUGGUCCACGCCAUGUCCGAGCCCAACUUCCUGGAGAUCCCGCCCCAGGUGCCGGUCAAGCGUAAGUACCUGUUCAGUUUCCAGGGGGAGAAGAUCGAGUCCCUCCGCUCCAGCUUGCAGGAGGUUCGCUCUUUCGAGGAGGAGAUCGAAGGCAACGCCCCGGCCGACUACGACGACCGGAUCAUCACCACCUUGAAGGCUGUUCAGGACAGCAAGCUGGACUUUGUUCUGGUGGAGUUCACGUGUAAGAACCAGCCUAAGGCGAGUCUGCCCACUGAGUGGGCUCUGUGUGGAGAAAGGGAAGACAGACUAGAGCUACUGAAGCUUUCUACUUUUGCACUGAUCAUCACCCCCGGGGACACCCGUUUAGUGAUCUCCGCCGGGUGUACCAUGAGACUGUUUGAGGCUCUGGAGGUCGGGGCCAUCCCGGUGGUUCUCGGAGAGCAGGUUCAGCUACCCUACAACGAUGUGAUCCGGUGGAACGAGGCAGCCUUAAUCAUACCAAAGCCACGUAUCACAGAAGUGCACUUUCUUCUGAGAAGCAUUUCUGACAACGACCUCCUUGCCAUGAGGAGGCAGGGCCGCUUCUUGUGGGAGACCUACUUCUCCACCUCCGACAACGUCUUCAGCACAGUCUUAGCCAUCAUAAGGACUCGAAUCCAAAUCCCAGCUGCUCCUAUCCGGGAAGAGCCCGCCGUGGAGAUCCCCCACCGGUCUGGCAAAGCUGCUGGUACAGACCCCAAUAUGGCAGACAAUGGUGACCUGGACUUGGGGCCUGUGGAAACAGAGCCGCCCUACGCCUCUCCCAAAUAUCUCCGCAAUUUCACCCUCACCGCGAUGGAUAUCUACAGGAAUUGGAAUUCUGCCCCGGGGCCUUUCCACCUCUUCCCCUACACUCCCUUUGACCCCGUUUUACCAUCAGAGGCAAAAUUUUUGGGGUCUGGGACUGGAUUUCGACCAAUUGGUGGAGGAGCAGGUGGCUCUGGGAAGGAGUUCCAGGCUGCUUUGGGUGGCAACGUCCCGCGGGAGCAGUUCACGGUGGUGAUGUUGACUUACGAGCGGGAGGAAGUGCUGAUGAACUCCCUAGAAAGGCUCAAUGGUCUCCCCUACUUAAACAAAGUUGUGGUGGUGUGGAACUCUCCCAAGCUUCCCUCCGAGGAUCUCUUGUGGCCGGACAUUGGCGUCCCAAUCAUGGUGGUGCGCACGGAGAAGAACAGCCUCAACAACCGGUUCCUGCCCUGGGACGAGAUCGAGACCGAGGCCAUCCUGUCCAUCGACGACGACGCCCACCUGCGCCACGACGAGAUCAUGUUCGGCUUCAGGGUGUGGAGGGAGGCCAGGGAUCGCAUCGUGGGCUUCCCGGGCCGCUACCACGCCUGGGACAUCCCGCACCAGUCCUGGCUCUACAACUCCAACUACUCCUGCGAGCUCUCCAUGGUGCUCACUGGUGCUGCCUUCUUCCACAAGUACUAUGCCUACCUGUACUCCUACGUGAUGCCCCAGGCCAUCAGGGACAUGGUGGACGAGUACAUCAACUGCGAGGACAUCGCCAUGAACUUCCUGGUGUCCCACCUGACCAGGAAACCUCCCAUCAAGGUGACCUCCCGCUGGACCUUCCGCUGCCCCGGCUGUCCCCAGGCUCUGUCCCACGACGAUUCCCACUUCCACGAGCGGCACAAGUGCAUCAAUUUCUUUGUGAAGGUGUACGGGUACAUGCCCCUGCUCUACACCCAGUUCCGCGUCGACUCGGUCCUCUUCAAGACCCGCCUGCCCCACGACAAGACCAAAUGCUUCAAGUUCAUCUAGGAGGGGAGAGCUGGACCCUGCCAGCUGCCAGCUGAGGCGGGAGAGGCCGGCACGGGGCUGCUUUGGUGGGCUGUGAGUGCAGAAGGCUGUGGGAAAUGGGCCAGCCUGGACUGGGAUGGGCUCUUCCCUCUUCCCAAAGUGGCUCACCUGGACAGGGAAUGGGAUCCCAUAGCCCCUGUGAGGACACACCUGGACAGGGAAUGGGACCCCGUGGCUCCUGUGAGGGCACACCUGGACAGGGAAUGGGACCCCGUGGCUCCUGUGAGGGCACACCUGGACAGGGAAUGGGACCCCGUGGCUCCUGUGAGGACACACCCACGGAUCAUACACUGAGGAAUGGCUCGCUGGCCACUGGCUCUGCCCCUUCGCUAGCCAAGGGCAGCCGUUCUUUUUAAUUAUAAUUAUUGUUAUUUAAAAUGAAAGUGUUUUAGAUUUGCCACGUGAGGCGCUUUUUUUGUUUUCUUUUCUUUUCCCUCUCCUCUCCCCGCCCCAUUUUCCCCUCUGGACCCUUCAGCCCAUCCCAGGGUGCUGUAGCAAGGCCAGGUUGGAGGUGUUUGGGCAGCUCCUGUUAGCAGUGCUGUCCCCAUCCUUCCUGCCAUGGCACAGCCCUUCCCACCCACCACAUCCUGGCUGCUCUUGCCCUGUGGCUGCUACUGAGGCCUCUCAGGUGUCACCAGGUGAGGAGCCCUUUGCUCUGCUCCCCACCCUGAGCCCCUGGACAGGGGUGGGGCUGGCCUGGAUGGUCCUGCCUGGCUCCAGCUCUGGCCCCUGUGCUGUUCCCGUGCUGCAGCCCAGGGGGUUCAGUUGCUGCUGUCUCAGUGUCUUUCCCACCUUGUCCUGCUGAUCCUCUAAAGACAGGGAGCGUGUCUGGGGCUUAGGGAAGAUCCACCUGCAGCACAGCCAGGGCUCCUGCAGGCUCUGACCCUUCUCUGUGCUCAGCCUGGGUGUGCCAGAGCUGCAGUUCCCACUCUGCCUCGUCCCCAUCCCAGAGCUCUCCGUGCCUGUGUCGGGUUUGCCGUGGGCCUCAGCACAGCUGCCUUAACCCCAGCCCAUCCUCACAGCCUGGCUCUGGGCUGUGUCUGAGGCUUAAUCCCAGCAGGAGUUUCCUAGAAUCUCAUCUUCACACAGAUGCUGCUGGGAUCAGGUUCACAGCGUGGGUUUGGAGCUGGUUCCUCUCCUCCAGAGCAAAAUGCUGUCACACUGUGACCACCCGAGCUUCAGCCUCAGGCCCACUGGACACGAGGGGAGCACAGGAGGGAAGGGCAGAGCUUGGCCCUCAUGUGGUGUUAACCCUCAGCACAUCCCAGAUGUUUGUGAGCAGCCUGGAGAAGUUGCUGUGUAGGUGGGAAGGUGGCACUUGUGUGGUCACCUCGAUGUCCCUGGAUGUCACCCCUGCUGUGUGGGAGCAGGGAUGGUCCAGCAGCAGCUCCUGGGCUCAUUCCCAAGGUCAGCCCUGCCCGUGCUCCUCCUGCACCACGUUCUGGGGCCUCUCCAAACUUCUCUCCCCAGGCUUUCCUAUCAGCACUGACACUUCCUCUGUGGGAAGGGGAGGGAAGGAGCAGCCUGUUCCCAGCAGAGCCCACGGCUCGUGCCUUCACCAGCACCACCACUGACCACAGCAAAAUGGAUCAAGGAAUCUUUUCCUAUGUUGUUUUUCCCCUUUCCAUUUCCUUUUUGUUUUAACAUCAGAUGCCCAAAACGCAGCACGUGAAGUCUCAGAGUCUCCUUAAAAAUGCCACGAGAGACUCCUGCACGCCCUGGAACACCUGGAAGGAUUCUCUGAAUGUGGCACUGGUCAGGAGCUGUGUCAGCUCCAGCAAUCCUGAGGGGCCUGAGCUGCUCCUCCAGGGCUUUAAUUCCUUCCUCAUUAGUGGGGGUUCGUUAGCAGCGAUGCCGUGGCUCAGGCACAGCCCAGGCCCGGGGUCAGCUCUGCCUUCCCAGCCCUCCUGGAGCACGGAGUGAUGUGGGAUGGAUGAACUUCAUCCAACACAGGCACUGCUCAGCAGCCUUCAGCCUUUCAAAUCCACAGGGAAAUGUUAUUCCAGUGAGAGCCUGGGGGAGCACAAAUGGGAUGGGAUGGGAAGUGUUGGCAUUCCCAGGGUGUCCUGGGGCUCAGGAUGCUCAGGGGGUCAGAGCCCCAGGCUGGAAAUUCUGCUCUCCCUUGCUGGGUGUUGAUUUGAGGCCAGUUGAGAUCAGAGAUCAUCAGAACAAAUCCAGCUGCUCUGCCUCCCUCUCUUUGGCCUUUUCCCAAGCUGGUUUUUUUUUUUUUUUUUGCUGGGAAGGUCCCCCUGUCCACUGUGCUGGAGCAGGGACAGGAUGUGCAGUGGAUGUGCAGUGGGAUCUCUCUGUGUGUUGUGGAAUGAAUUCCUCCUUGCUGAGCACCCCUAAAGGGGAAGGAUUUGGGGUGAAGGGGUAAAGAGGCUGCUCCUGGGAGAUACCUGGGCAGCAGCAGCGUAGGGAGGGAUGGAAUUCUGUGGGGAAAUGAAAUGCCAGCAGGAACAUUUUCCCCACCCACUGGUGGUGGGAUGGUGGAGGGCUGGUGCUGCCCCUCCCAGAGCUGCUGCAGCUCUUUCCCAAAUCAUCCCAAACACCACGGAACCCCUGGAGUACAGGAUUGGGAUUGACACCCAGCUUUCUGCUCCUGAGACAUGCCAGCACCUGGGAGGAGAGGGGGCUUUUCCAGAGAGUGCUCCUGCCCGUGCCACCAUCCCAAACAUCCUUCCUUGCUCCCACCCGUCGUUCUCCCGGGAUUUUCAGGGCAUCCCAGGCUCACUCCGAAGCUCAGGUUUGGUUGGAUGAUCCAUCCCAGCUCCUGGGGCCCGUGGCCUCCACCAUCCCAGCCCUGAGGAGACGGGAAGGGCUCUUGGCAGCUGCCCCUGUUCCCUGUUCCAGAGUUUCUGCUGCUCCCCCCGGGCACGGAGCGAGGCCUUUCCCGCUGUAAAUAGCAACGACUGAGGUGACACGGCCCCUGCCCUCCCCUUGUGCCCACGGUGCUGUGAGCACCAGGAUUUCAAAUCCAACAGGAACUGAGAGACAAGGAACACUCCUCCUUCGACACGAGCACAAUGUUGAGUUUUUUGUAAAAGGUUCCAAUAAAUGGAGAGUUUAACUUGG